AUGUUCGGCUGGGAUAAAAAUCUAUACUCUUCAAGGAGUUUGCAAAAACCAAGGUUCCUUUUUCGCCGAAGGUUAGGAAGCCGAACAUUUGUUAUCCCAGCAAUCAUUGUUAUGGUCCCUAUCCUUUGUUUAACACUUUUAACAUUAUGGAUGGGUUUUCGACAUGUCACAUAUUCAAUGUCACAUCCACCGUUGGAAAAGAUUGAUGAUAGGCUUGAUCCACUGUUUUCUAAGGGAUGUAAAAACGUUGCAUUAGAGGCUCAAAUGCACCUAAGAAUGAAUGCAACCUUUGUUAUUUUAGCUAGAAAUUCCGAUCUUGAUGGGGUUAUUUCUUCUAUUAAAUCUCUGGAAAAGCAUUUUAAUCGACACUUUAACUAUCCCUACACUUUUCUGAAUGAUGACCCAUUUGAUCAAAAGUUUAUGGACACGGUCCGUAAAUAUACAGCAGCGGAUAUAGAGUUUGGAGAAAUUGGAAAGGAUAUGUUUGGAUUUCCGGAUAAUAUUGAAGUUCCAAUGUAUCAAGAGGCUAUAGCUGACCAAGGAGAUCGGGGUAUUAUGUAUGGAGAUGCAGAAAGCUAUCACCAUAUGUGCAGAUUCUUUUCAGGGUUUUUUUACAAACACCCCCUUUUACUAAAAUACCAAUGGUAUUGGCGUGUAGAACCAGAUGUGACUUUUACUUGCGAUAUACCUUAUGAUCCUUUCUACUAUAUGCAAAAGCAUGGAAAGAUAUAUGGGUAUGUUAUAGCAAUUAAAGAAUUGGAGGACACUGUGCCCAGCUUGUUUCGAUAUUCCUCUGCUUAUCGCCGCACAAAGCAACUCACUUCGGGAUUGUGGAACUUUUUCUUAGAAUCUCCAGAUUCCGAAGUUAAGUCUGAAGAGAAGGUUGUGGAUGCGAAUAAUGUAGAAUAUGAAUCUUCAUCCUUUAAGUCUCAACUGGACUCAAAAAUGAAGACUUUAUAUUUCGAAGAAACUUCCAACAUGGAUGGAGAAGCGUACAAUAUGUGCCAUUUUUGGAGCAACUUUGAGAUUGCAAGUUUUGACUUUUUUCGCAAUGAAAAAUACGAAGACUUUUUCCAGACCAUGGAUAGAACAGGAGGUUUUUGGACUGAAAGAUGGGGUGAUGCGCCGUUUCAUUCUUUAGCAGCUGGCCUUUUUCUGAAAGAAUCAGAGGUACAUUACUUUCGCGAUUUUGGAUACCGGCACUCAGAUAUUUAUCACUGUGGUCAGGACCUUGGCUGCAAUUGUGAGUGCCUGCCCGAAUUUCCAGAAAUUGAAUUUGCUGAAGGAGGUUGUUUCCGGCAGUGGGCUAAAGUUGUCGGUGAUGGACUCUUAUAA
Molecule: messenger RNA, 1335 nt
Organism: Schizosaccharomyces cryophilus OY26
Lineage: Eukaryota; Fungi; Ascomycota; Schizosaccharomycetes; Schizosaccharomycetales; Schizosaccharomycetaceae
Product: mannosyltransferase complex subunit
Exons: 3
Coding region: 1-1335 (444 amino acids)
Biological process (GO): protein N-linked glycosylation; cell wall mannoprotein biosynthetic process
Cellular component (GO): Golgi apparatus; membrane
Molecular function (GO): alpha-1,2-mannosyltransferase activity
Source: RefSeq, a predicted model, not a curated record